CAAACAUCUCCAGCCCGGUCGAACUAAUACUCAAUCCCAGAGCACGACUCGCAAGACAAGAUAAUCGACCAUGGCAGACACCAGUGUUGUUAACAGCGAUCAGCAGCAGUCGCGCAGAGUCGCGCAGACUCCUUCAUUUUGUAGACUCUGCAACAUCGAGCUACGAGGACUGGAAACAUGGAAAGCCCAUGUCAAAAGUGACGGACAUGUUCAAAAGCUACAAGAAAAGGUCCAUGGCGUUACAGUGUCGUCAACGCCAACUUCUUCUUCGAAAUUGCCUUCGUCUUUAAGACAGACAAGAGACGAGUUUGAGGACGAUGACCCGGAAUCCGAAAGUGACGUUGAAGAUAAUGAUUUCGAAGAAGCCCAGGAACUGAUUGCUACAACAUUCGUCCCCGGUCACUGCCUCUUCUGCACCAAAGACUCUUCAACUUUAGACGAGAGCAUGAAACAUAUGUCUACAGCACACGGCUUCAAUAUUCCCUUCCAAGAAUUCUUAGCAGUCGAUCUCGAAACGCUAGUCUCCUACUUUCACUUCGUUAUCAAUACAUACAGAGAAUGCAUCUGCUGCGGCAGGCGUCGGAGUACAGUCGAGGGAAUUCAGCAUCACAUGCUAGCCAAAAGCCAUUGCCGUUUUGACAUCUCACCAGAAACAGAAGAGUUUUACGAGAUACCGCAAUACGAAGAUGCCUUGAGGGAUAGAAAGCAGGAUGCAGGUGAUCCUGUGAGGCUACCUUCUGGGAGAGUCAUCUCUCAUCGCAAACACGAAGAACCGCGCGUCCCUCGUCGAGAUGCACCAGAUCAGAAACGUUUAGACCCUUCAGCGCCUGCAGAGCCAGGUAUGGAGAUUGCACAUCGGCGAACAGUCAAUGGAAGUCGAGAGGUAGUGCAGGCUAAUGAAGCUAUCCUCGCUGCACAGCUCUCAAGGCUCAAGGUUACCAGCGACAGAGCAGCACAGCGGGAAGAGAAGCGGUGGAGGGGAAGACUGGAACGAGCGAAUAAUUUCUUUGCGCUGAAGAGAUUUAGGUUGGAUGCUGCGGAUAGUCGAAUGGGCCGGCAGUUCUAG
Molecule: messenger RNA, 1066 nt
Organism: Fusarium odoratissimum NRRL 54006
Lineage: Eukaryota; Fungi; Ascomycota; Sordariomycetes; Hypocreales; Nectriaceae
Exons: 2
Coding region: 71-1066 (331 amino acids)
Biological process (GO): ribosomal large subunit biogenesis
Cellular component (GO): preribosome, large subunit precursor
Source: RefSeq, a predicted model, not a curated record